AUGAACUUGGCAAGAAUCAUCAUUUUCAUCCUCGUUAUCACGGAGUACAAACCCUGCGUCGGCGCCUUUGAGAACCAAACGGAAACGUCUGCAGUAGGAGAACUCCUCCAUAGGACCCUGAGCGAAAUUUUAUCAGGCCCUCUCAAGGGACGGAGAGUGACAGUCGUGGUGGACGAGGACCAAGAAAUCAGGGCCGUUGUCGAUACAGGCAAGAAGUCGUCUUGGGGGAUAUCGGAGCCAGUAUCUCUCGUGCGCCUGCCUGUGGCCAUUCCCGAAAAACGGGGGAAAUUUGAAAACAGGACCGGCAGUUUUCAAGGACUGGUCCCUUUUCCGUUGGAAUCUGGUGCUGUUGUGAUCAUCUUCACACCAAUAGAUUUAUGGUGGUUCUUGGACUUCCCUCCAGUAGAAUGGUCAUUAUCAGCUGUACUGAUAAUGACACCGAACUCCUGCAGUCCUUCAGACUUGCUACGUAUACCCUUAGCCACAACGUCCCCUUCAUUAGCCCUGAUCUGUCCUUCAAGCUCCCGAAAGGCACUAGUUUCCAAUGACACUUCCCUUCAGGUCUGGACCUGGACGCCAUUUGCUUCGGGUCGUCAGCUGGUGCACCUGGGACCCUGGUCCUCUAAAGUCUUUGGAACCUGGAAACACCUGUUCAUCGACAGGUUCAGCGACAUGACACAGAAAGAGAUCUCUAUCCUGUGCCAGACGAAGGACAGGCCUUUGAUCUACACCGACUCUUCAGGAGUACUGAAGGGGCUGAAUUUCAAUAUCAUGAAGGCUCUGUCGCGAUGGCUAAAGUUCGAGAUAAAGUACACACUUGAAGGAAACGUCAGGUGGACCACGAUGACGGACUUAGUGCAAACUGGGCAAAACGACCUGAUGCUCAACUACGCCACUCUAACUCCCGAGAGGAACAGGGAUUUCGACCUCACUGUUCCUUAUUAUAGAGAAGGGUUUGGUCUCAUGCUCGAAGUUCCACCGCCACUCCCCAGGUGGCAGAACAUCCUUUAUCCCUUCUCUUGGAUCGUUUGGGUGUCAGUGGCUGUGUCAAUCAUCACCUCGGGAGUCACACUCCACCUCCUCAAUCAUAAGUUCCAGAAAUCCUUGAUCACCAACAUGAUCACCGUCCUUCAGAGCAUCAUUUCUCGACCCCUGGAAAAAGUUCCCCCUCAGUGGCGCGUCCGGAAUUUCCUCCUGGUUUGGUGGGUCGUUUCUUGGCUCAUCAACAUGUCCUAUACGUGUAAUCUCAUCGCUGUCCUGACAGUCCCCUCAUUCCCGAAGAAAGUACAGACGGCACAGGAACUUGUUGAAAGCAAAUACAGAUUGUGCAUGUUGGAUUACGGCGAAUUUGUCCCAGAGGCCCUGUCGACCUCCACCAAUCCUACUUUAGCAGCCCUGGGGAAAAAGUUGGAUAUGAUGCCCAUUGUCGACCACCUGGAGGAGAUAGGAGAAGAGACGUGCGCAGAACGCGUUGUAGCGGGCACUCACGCCCAUACUGAGACUUAUUCUUACGUGAAAAUCCUCUACAGCAAACUGGGAUACAAUUCUUUCGUGUACAGUUUGCAAGAGCAGCUUUAUCCUGGCUACCUGGCCUUUCUUGUGCACAAGAACUCUCCAUGGAAAUACAAAUUUGAUCAAGGGAUCCAGUGGCUGAUGGAAACUGGACUCCUGCUGAAGUGGUACCAGGAGUCAAUGGAAGAAUUUAUAGCUCCAGUAAAAGAGGACAAAUCUCUACAUCUACAACCUCUCUCCUUGGCUCAUCUCCAAGGCUGCUUCCUGACGCUGUGUUUUGGAUUCUGUGCAUCUGUUGUGGUGAUGGCUUGGGAGGUCGUCUCUCAUCGUGGAGCUGACUUCGGCAAGGGGGCGAACAACAAGGGGGACUCCACCACACAUUUGGAGGGUGACUGAAACGGAACUGCCUCGGUCAACUUUUGCAGUUUCUCGAGGUUUCGAGAAAUGUUGUGCGUUGGUUUCUGUCUUAAAUCGCAGAAGUUAAACAAGAGCAAAUUGUGGGAUAUAGAUGAUCUUUAAAUACUUUUUCUUUCAUUCGUUCUUUGGAAUGAGUUGAUAAUGACCCAUAACGACGACUGUUUCCGGUCUUCAUACCUUUGUCAGAAUACGUUUUAAGAGUAUUAUAUGUAAAAUUGUCUCUAUGUAAAAUAUGCAUUUCAAUGUUUUGUUCCUUUGAUGCUCUUAGAGUUAUGGAAAUAAACUGCUGUUAAAUCGC
Molecule: messenger RNA, 2227 nt
Organism: Macrobrachium nipponense
Lineage: Eukaryota; Metazoa; Arthropoda; Malacostraca; Decapoda; Palaemonidae
Product: ionotropic receptor 21a-like
Exons: 7
Coding region: 1-1908 (635 amino acids)
Cellular component (GO): membrane
Molecular function (GO): ligand-gated monoatomic ion channel activity
Source: RefSeq, a predicted model, not a curated record